AUGGCUCCUUUCACGGUUAUCAUUAUCGGCGGCAGCGUAGCGGGGUUGACUCUCGCCAAUAUUCUCGAGAGAUAUGGCAUUGAAUAUAUCCUCCUGGAGAAAUACAACGACAUUGCUCCCCAGCUGGGGGCCAGCAUUGGAAUCCUACCCUAUGGCUCUAUGGUGCUGGAUCAGCUCGGAGUUGAGGAGAAGAUCUCGUCCAUGUGCGAACGCUUGGAAACGCAGCAGAUAUUUGGGCCAGAUGGAGAGUGUCUUAAUACUGAGCCCGGAUUCGGUCAACUACUGGCAGAGCUACACUCGCCGCUCACCCAAAGAAGGGCAGGAUACAAGUUCAGCUUUCUGGAUCGCCGUGAACUUAUCCAAGUCCUCUACGACAAUCUCCGAGAUAAGUCUAAGGUCUAUGUGUCGAAGGAGCUUGCCAAGAUUGAUCACCUCGAUGGAGAAGUGAGAGUCACUGCCAAAGAUGGCACAAUCUUUACAGGAGACAUUGUCGUUGGUGCAGACGGUGUUCACAGCCGGACCAGAGCAGAGAUGUGGAGAAUUGCUGAGGCAGAAGAUCCUUCAUAUGGAAGCCAAAGAUUGGCUAAUUCAAUCACCUGUACAUACAGGUGUAUGUUCGGCAUUUCUGAUUGUCCAGAAGACAUUCCCAAAGAGACCGGGUUCAAAUCGUUCCACAAAAAUCAUUCUUACUUAUGCCAGUCGGGCCACGAAGGCAAAUUCUACUUUUUUGCAUUCAUAAAGAACCCACAAAAGACUGUCGGCCUCUCCAUUCCUCGAUAUACGGCCGACGAUGAACGGGCCGUGGUGGAAGAAUACGGAGAGGAUAUUAUCCGACCAGGCCUCAUCUUCAGGGAUAUCUAUCAACGUCGUCGACAUGCGGUUCUCGUUCCACUGCAGGAAUAUGUGUUGGACAGAUGUUUCUACAAAAGGGCAAUUCUCAUUGGCGACUCCUUUCACAAAUUCAACCCUCUCACAGGGCAAGGUGGGAACUCCGCCAUCGAGGAUGCAGCGUUGCUCGGUGAUCUAUUAAAGGAGGCGUUGGACAAAAACUCUCGUCCCACAAGCAGCACGAUCCAAGCAGGAUUCGCCGAGUUUGAGCGAAAACGGCGACCCAGAACGAAAUUGCUGCGAGACGGGGCCAGUUUCUUACAAUCGCUUGAAGCCCUCGAAACUCCCUUGUUGGAGUUCAUGGCUCUCAAUGUCAUGGGCAAAAUGUCAAGCGAUCAGCUGGCUCUAAUAUUUGCGGGAGUAUGCUCGCCUUGUCAUAUUCUGAGAUAUCUGCCAGAGCCGUCGCGUAAAGGUGUUGUCGCCCGUGACGAGGACAUAGUCGCAAACCCCAGCCAGCGGCGACUACCUGCAACUGUUGUUUGGGUUGCUAUUUUGGCUUCUAUUGCUGGCUUGAGUCUGCUUGCGCCCAGACAUAAGCGCCUUGAAAAUGAAAGGGAGGUCGUUAGCGAUGUGCUUCAACUUUAUACUCUUAUGCUCACGGUUGCUGUGAAUGUGUUGUGGACGGUAGAGUCCUACCGGCCUAGCUUCUUAUUUGGACCACUGCACAGGUGA
This is a messenger RNA of Aspergillus pseudoviridinutans, 1560 nucleotides long. Its product is annotated as FAD-dependent oxidoreductase. The transcript is spliced from 4 exons. The record is from RefSeq and is a predicted model, not a curated record. Gene Ontology annotation, molecular function: FAD binding. Lineage: Eukaryota; Fungi; Ascomycota; Eurotiomycetes; Eurotiales; Aspergillaceae. The coding region runs from base 1 to 1560 and encodes 519 amino acids.